CGUAAAUCCCAACCGUCAAAAACCCCUCGAAUGUUGAGUUUUUGCAGAUUCGUGUGUUGCAGUUUAGGCAUAUCGGAGCUCAUUUCAACCAAUUCGAUCCAGAUCUGGGAGAGGACUCGUCAACUAAUUAGUCCCCUUUGCUCAAUUCUGUUUCCCUAUCCAUCCACCACUUAAACUCUGGAUUUUCACCUGCAAUGGCGGCAUGUCGUCUCGUACAAUUCCGGACAACCAUCCCAGCCUCCUCCCACACUCACCACCACUUCCUCCCGCUGAACCCUUGUCUACUUCCCCUCAAUACAAAGCCCCGGAUUCCCAGGCUUCGUCUUUACCUUGUACAGCCCCAAUCGCAAGCCCAAGCUCAGCCAAUCGUUCCAUCGGAGGAAAACAUCGCAGAAGAAGAUGAAUUUUCGAAGACGCGGCUUCUGGUCCAGAAUGUCCCGUGGACGUGCACCGUAGACGAUAUCCGCCCGCUAUUCGAAAAAUACGGUACUGUUGUCGACAUUGAGUUUUCAAUGUAUAACAAAUCUAGAAACAGAGGCCUGGCUUUUGUAUCCAUGGCUUCGCAGGAAGAAGCCGCUGCUGCUUUUAAUAAUCUGGAUUCCACUGAAUUUGAGGGUAGAGUAUUGAAGCUUAAUUGGGCUAAGCUGAAGAAAAAGAAGCCUAAGACUCCUCCACCACAAUCCAAGCCACUGCCAGUCCACAACUUGUUUGUGGCAAAUUUACCUUUCGAGGCGAGCUCGCAUGAGCUGAAGGAUUUCUUCAAUGCCAAUAAUGCGAAUGUUGUUUUUGCCGAGAUUAUAUACCACGAUAAUCCUAGACGGCCAGCAGGUUAUGGCUUUGUCUCGUUCAACUCUAAGGCCGAUGCUGAUGCUGCACUUAACGCUUUUCAAGGGAAGGAGUUUAUGGGGAGACCGAUUCGGGUGGCACAAAGCAAAAGAUUUUUGAGACAGGGGACAAAGGCUGCUAUUGAAUCCGAGAGAGUGGCCUUGGAGUCGCUUAUGCCAAACGAGAUUUAAUGAAUCGCUUGUGAGUUUUUCCACAUAUUAGUGCAUAUUUUGUGAAUGCUCACUCAAAUGUGUUUUUGAAUCAGCAGUCGAAUUCUUUUGAUAAAAAUUCAGUUGAAGUUUGGUAACAAAACGAAAAGAAAAAGUAUCUUUGUUCUGUUAUUUGGAUGCAGUUUGUUUCCCAUACUAACAUGUAUGAAAAAUCAGACUUUUGAAAUCAAAGUGCAAAAGGAGAUAGGAUUUUUCAUCAUUCAGACUUCAGAGUAGUUUAAUUUGACAUCUUAUCCCAAUAGAUUUGGUUAAACAGAGCUAGGAUUUUAUUCUUUUUUUUUUUUUUGGUUUCAAGAAGCUCACUGAUAGUGCUACUGAAGUGUUGAUUUUUUGUACCCGAAUGGAUUUGGAAAUUUCUCCAUUAGGUGUGAAAGAUUAAAAGCAUUUAGGCCAAUGUAAAUGUCCUUCAAAAGACGGUCUUAAGGUAGUUGUCGAUACCAUGGAGUAGUUUAUUGUGCCUUUGAUGUGGUAUCAUUGGAGAUUUAGAAGAAACAAGUCUUCUUCGUGUUUAGAGAGUUUAAUUGGAGAGAUUUUUUUUUAUUUUUUUUAUUUU
Molecule: messenger RNA, 1608 nt
Organism: Striga asiatica
Lineage: Eukaryota; Viridiplantae; Streptophyta; Magnoliopsida; Lamiales; Orobanchaceae
Source: the annotation of a GenBank genome assembly